This is a messenger RNA of Eurypyga helias (sunbittern), 1026 nucleotides long. Its product is annotated as epiplakin-like. Gene Ontology annotation, molecular function: structural molecule activity; keratin filament binding. Gene Ontology annotation, cellular component: membrane; keratin filament; cell junction. The record is from RefSeq and is a predicted model, not a curated record. Gene Ontology annotation, biological process: intermediate filament bundle assembly; wound healing. The transcript is spliced from 2 exons. The annotation marks the transcript as partial. NCBI's taxonomy places the organism in Eukaryota, Metazoa, Chordata, Aves, Eurypygiformes, Eurypygidae.
GAGAACGUGACCUACCAGCAGCUGAAGGACCGAUGCGUGCGCGAGGCCGAGACGGGGCUCUGGCUCCUUCCUCUCUCCGAAGACGCCGUGUUCUGCGCGGACGAAGAGACCGCGGCCGUGCUGAGGUCGGUGACCGUGUGCGUCAACGUGGGGCGGUUCAAAGGACAGACGGUGUCGCUCUGGGACCUCCUCAACUCCGAAUACUUCUCCGACAGCAAGAGGAGAGAGCUGGUGCAGAAGUACAAAGCUGAGAGCAGCGAAGCGCUACGCGAGAUCGCAACGGCCGUCAUCGCCGUCGUCGAAGAGACUGAGACGCGAGGCACCACGUUUGCCUUCAAGGGCCUGCGGAAAAGAGUGUCGGCCAGCGACCUCUUCCAGUCCCAACUGAUAGACAAAAAGACCCUCGACGAGCUCAGCCAGGGCAAGAAAACCGUCAAGGAGGUCACUGAGAUGGACUCCGUGCGCCGGUACCUGGAGGGCAGCAAUUUCAUAGCGGGGGUCCUGAUACGGCCAAGCAACGAGAGGAUGAGCAUCUACCAGGCCAUGAGGAAGGGCAUCCUGAGGCCCGGGACCGCGCUGGUGCUGCUGGAGGCGCAGGCUGCCACCGGCUACAUCAUCGACCCCCAGAACAACAGCAAGUUUUCGGUGGAGGAAGCGUUAAGCGCAGGUCUGAUCGGGGCGGAGAUUUUUGAAAAGCUACUCUGCGCGGAAAGAGCUGUGACGGGCUACACCGACCCCUACACCAAAGCUCCCAUCUCCCUCUUCGAGGCGAUGAACCAGGGGCUGAUCGUGAAGAGCCACGGCAUCCGCCUGCUCGAGGCCCAGAUCGCCACCGGCGAGGUCUCCGUCGGGGAAAUCCUCUGCUCCCACUACGUCUCCGAGCAGAGAAGGAAGGAGCUCGUGCUGCAGUACAAAUGCGGGAGCCUCGCGCUGCAGGAGCUUGCCGCCCUCAUCCUGGCAAUAAUUGAGGAUGCUGAGCGAAGAGCCGGAGCUCUCAAGGUGAAAGGCCUCCGCGGGGACGUGUCC